AGUUUUCUUCGUAUCGAUCGAUAGAUAUGUCUUCCAGUCUCCGCGGUUCUGAACAGCCCCCGAAGCAAUGGAGGAAGAUUGUCAUUCUUUUUGGACCUCCUGGUGCCGGCAAGGGCACUCAAGGCCCCAAGAUGGAGGAAACUUACAAGAUUCCCCAGCUUUCUACCGGUGACAUGCUCCGAGCUGCCGUUGCGGCUGAGACUCCUAUCGGACUUAAGGCCAAGGAUGUGAUGGCACGUGGCGAGCUCGUCAGUGAUGAGAUCGUCAUUGGAAUCAUCAAGGACAGGAUCCAGGAGAUGGAUGCUGGUUGGGGUUUCAUCCUUGAUGGUUUCCCGCGAACUGUCGAACAAGCUACCGCUCUCGACGCUAUGCUCGCCGAGAACGAGGAGCGUGUUUCUAAGGUGAUCGUUCUCGAUUUGCCCGACUCGGUGCUCGAGGAGAGGAUCUGCGGUCGAUGGAUACACAAGCCUAGUGGACGUUCCUAUCAUGUCAAGUUCAACCCUCCGAAGUCUCUCCCUGCUGGUGCCAGCCCUGACGCCACCAACAUGCUCGAUGACGUGACCGGCGAGCCUCUCAUACAGCGUCCUGAUGAUACCGCUGAGGCACUCAAGACUAGAUUAUCUGCUUAUCAUUCUCAAACUGAACCGAUCGUAGCGCACUACGCCCCGACUAACGUAGUCAAGCAUGUGAACGCCAACCAAGGCAUGGAGAAGGUUUGGGAGGAAAUCCAGACGGCUAUGAAAGCUUAAACAUUUAUGCUUUUGUUGCUUCUAGCUUUCCG
Perkinsus marinus ATCC 50983 is the source of this 781-nucleotide messenger RNA. RefSeq names its product type 2 adenylate kinase, putative. The record is from RefSeq and is a predicted model, not a curated record. Gene Ontology annotation, molecular function: ATP binding; AMP kinase activity. Bases 27 to 749 code for a protein of 240 amino acids. The transcript is spliced from 7 exons. Lineage: Eukaryota; Perkinsozoa; Perkinsida; Perkinsidae. Gene Ontology annotation, cellular component: cytoplasm; mitochondrion. Gene Ontology annotation, biological process: nucleobase-containing compound metabolic process.